AUGUCGAGAUAUAUCUAUGCCAAACUACAACCGGAGUCGACUAGAAAGCUUCUGUUACUUACUCCCGACAUUCUAGAAGCUAUAAAAAGUGGGCAAAAAAUCGAGUUUAAAGCUUUACAGGAAACUCAGCAAGUUGUGCUAUGUUCUGAAGAGAAGACUUGGUCUUUAAGACAAAAAAAUCAUUCUAAUACGGUGUUUUUAACGAGAGAGUUUUUACCAGAUGCAGACGAGGAGGGACCGGAGUUGAAUGACGCUGUGUCGCAUCAUCUUGGGUUUUCCCGACAGUCUUUCGAGCUAGAACCGAAAAUCAGCGCUGGAGAAAUCAAUGUAAAUCACUUGCCCAUAUAUGACGGAGAAAACCGAGAUUUGGUGAAAAGUUCUACAGUUGAAAAGUUGAUGGAAUCGUCUCCAUGCUCCAUGAAAGAGUUCCAAACGAAAUGGUAUGCGGCCGGAGGAUGUACCAUCAACGGUGCGGCGUGUUUGCUGACACACGGGUUUUUAUCAAGGGCAUUGCAUUUGACUAUAAUGAGUUGCAUGGCAGAAUCCAUUGAUCUGGACGAUUUGAAUGUGCGUGAGACCUUCGAGGCAGUAAGCAAGGACAUAAGCGAAGCAGGCGAAUUCAAUCCGUACACACAAGAAGUCAUCGAGACAGUGAUAGGGAAAUUUUGCCAGCAAGCACCAGAUGGGAAACGAUCGCUUGAUCGCAAAUCCGUAUCGAAAUGGUAUGGCAUAACCGCAUUGAAGAAAUUCGCCGCGAAGCAGCCUUUGAGUCAUGAAGAAUUCAUGAUUAAAUGGAAAUCUCAGUUUCCGCCCUAUUUUAACUGCAAUCUGGACAUCUCUCUGUUACAGGGCCAUUUCUUCCGGCCAUUAGCAUCCUCCAUACAUUAUCUUUCGAGAUCGACGCUGCCCGACGAUGUUAAGGACAGAUUUAAAUAUCUCUUCAAAAUCCAAUCGGUCUGGGACUUGGAAGACAUUCAACCUCUAAUUGAAGAUUUGAAUACAUCGGGGCUUAAAAUCGACAGCUUCGUAAUGAAAUUCGCUCGACGCAAACGGCAAGGUAAACGUACAAUUGUAACGAGCCGAUAA
Lachancea mirantina is the source of this 1086-nucleotide messenger RNA. NCBI's taxonomy places the organism in Eukaryota, Fungi, Ascomycota, Saccharomycetes, Saccharomycetales, Saccharomycetaceae. The record is from the annotation of a GenBank genome assembly.